Messenger RNA from Geodia barretti, 492 nucleotides. The record is from the annotation of a GenBank genome assembly. NCBI's taxonomy places the organism in Eukaryota, Metazoa, Porifera, Demospongiae, Tetractinellida, Geodiidae.
UAUCUAUGCCUCUGCGAAGGAGAGCAGAAGAAGAAAGAUCCUAGGAAAGAGAUAUGUCGCCUGCGGCUCAAUUGGUUCUUCAUGUUGGUGAUAGCUGGUCUCUAUGCCAUCAGCUACACCUCUGUCUCCUCCUCUUUCCACCAGUUUAUCACCAACCCACGGGCCGACAGAAUCAACAGAUCUCUGUCCAACAUGAGAGAGAUUGAACCUGGUCUUGGAGAAAGCGAGGCAUUCUACUCAUGGGUCAUCACUAUAUUCAACGUGGGAGCCAUCAUUGGUUCCCUAAUGGGGGGGCUCCUCCUGAAAUGGGUUCCCUACUGGCACCUGGUUCUCUCCAGUCUCACACUCCACACUGUCGGCUACAUUCUCUAUGCGGUGGCCGACUCGGGCUGGCUUGUUAUGUUCUCCAAACUUCUAUCUGGAGUGUUCAUAGGAGCAGAGAUGACGCUUGCACUGGCCUACUUUGGGGAGAGUAACCAGACCUACAGAGCG